Egretta garzetta (little egret) is the source of this 702-nucleotide messenger RNA. RefSeq names its product tetraspanin-6. NCBI's taxonomy places the organism in Eukaryota, Metazoa, Chordata, Aves, Pelecaniformes, Ardeidae. The transcript has 7 exons. Bases 1 to 582 code for a protein of 193 amino acids. Gene Ontology annotation, cellular component: membrane. The record is from RefSeq and is a predicted model, not a curated record.
AUGCGGCCCCUCGCCUGCGCGCCAGGGAAGGAUGAAGCUGCUGGAGGGACGGCGCUGGAGGGGCCUGGCCAGAGCUGCUGGCCCUGCGCCCUCCGUGCUUAUGCCAUGCUCCUGUCCCUCAUCUUCCUCAUCGUCCUGGUGGCCGCUGUUGUGGGGUUCGUCUUCAGGCACGAGAUUAAGACAAACUUCGAGAGCAACCUCGACCUGGCCUUGAGGGACUACAACGUGACCGCGGAUCGGCACAGCGAGGCCGUCGACACCAUCCAGAGAACCCUGCACUGCUGCGGGGUGCAGAACUACUCAGACUGGGAGCGGACUGAAUACUUCACCCAGCGGGGCAUCCCCCGGAGCUGCUGCAAGAGCCAGGACGACUGCUCAGAGGAGGAUCUGAAAGACGUGAACAAAGCCAAGCUGAAGGUGUUUGUGGAUGGUUGUUUCUUCCUGGUAACGUCAACGAUGGAGUCAAAAAUGAGUGUUGUGGCCGGAAUCUCCUUUGGCGUCGCGUGCUUCCAGCUGGUUGGCAUCAUUCUCGCCUGCUGCCUGUCCCAGUACAUCACGAACAAUCAGUACGAGAUGGUGUAGCUGGCCCCCGGCGCGCUGUGGCUGUGGCUGGGGUAUGCUCGCCGCCGCCGGGGAGGAUGCCACCACCUCCAGUUUUCCUCUGGAUGCCACUUUGUGAAAUCUUGCUUUGAACUGACUGAU